Molecule: messenger RNA, 1635 nt
Organism: Oncorhynchus nerka (sockeye salmon)
Lineage: Eukaryota; Metazoa; Chordata; Actinopteri; Salmoniformes; Salmonidae
Product: activin receptor type-1-like
Exons: 10
Coding region: 51-1595 (514 amino acids)
Biological process (GO): protein phosphorylation; heart development; cellular response to growth factor stimulus
Cellular component (GO): plasma membrane; BMP receptor complex
Molecular function (GO): transmembrane receptor protein serine/threonine kinase activity; ATP binding
Source: RefSeq, a predicted model, not a curated record
AGAUCUGCUAUUAGUAAGCCCAUAUCUGACCAGGGUUUGGGUCAGUUCCAAUGCAAUUCAGUCUAGUCAGAGAUGCAGUGAACCAAAUGGGUCGUUGUGUCUUUCUGUUCCUGCUGCUACAGACCCUGCAGACAUUGGCCGAAGAUGGCCAGUUGCUGUGCGUGUGUGAGGGCAGCGGCUGCCUCAACUCCCCCCAGUGCGAGGGCUCUCAGUGCUACUCGUCGGUGGCGGUCAGUAGCCAUGGGGCCGUAGUAACACGGGGCUGCCUGCAGGGAUCAGAGAAGACCCGUUUGAUCUGUUCUACGUCCUCCUCCCUCAGCCAUGCCCUGCUCUGCUGCUCCAGCUUCAUGUGCAACCGCAAUACUACCGCCAGCUCACUACUGCCCCUCCUCACUACAGCUCCUGAAGAAGAGCCUGUGAGGUAUCGUGUGGAGACUCUGGCCCUGUUUGUAUUGGGUCCCGCAGUGAUCCUAACCCUCCUGUCAGUCCUAUCUGUGUUGGGCUGCAGGAGGCUGCACCACGGCAGGCUACAGCGACUACAGGAGUUUGACCCAGAACAGGAUGCGAUUGACGGACUCAUCACCUCUAAUGUUCGGGACAGCACUCUGGCUGAGCUGUUGGACCACUCCUGUACGUCAGGCAGUGGUUCAGGCCUGCCCUUCCUGGUCCAGAGAACUGUGGCCAGACAGAUCAGCCUGAUGGAGUGUGUAGGUAAGGGGCGUUAUGGAGAGGUCUGGAGGGGUCAGUGGCAGGGGGAGAACGUGGCUGUGAAAAUCUUCUCCUCCCGAGACGAGAGGUCGUGGUUCAGAGAGACUGAGAUCUACAACACAGUGCUACUGAGACACGAGAACAUACUGGGCUUCAUGGCGUCAGAUAUGACGUCUCGGAACUCCAGCACCCAGCUCUGGCUUAUCACACAUUACCAUGACAACGGCUCGCUCUACGACUACCUCCAGAGGGUUCCCGUGGAGACGGGGGAGGGCCUAGCGAUGGCGACGUCGGUGGCGUGCGGUUUGGUGCACCUGCACACGGAGAUCUUCGGCACCGAGGGGAAGCCGGCCAUCGCUCACCGAGACCUGAAGAGCAAGAAUAUACUGGUGACCAAGGAGCUACGCUGUUGCAUAGCUGAUCUGGGCCUGGCAGUAACCCACUCCCAGUCAGACAACCAGCUGGAUGUAGGAAACAACCCCAAGGUGGGCACCAAGCGCUACAUGGCUCCUGAGGUGUUGGAUGAGUCCAUCCAGACAGACUGUUUUGAUGCCUAUAAGAGAGUGGACAUCUGGGCCUUCGGUCUGGUGCUGUGGGAGAUCGCUAGUAGAACCUACAGCAACGGUAUUGUGGAGGAGUACAAGCCUCCGUUCUAUGACCAGGUGCCUAACGACCCCAGCUUUGAGGACAUGAGGAAGGUAGUGUGUGUGGAACAACAACGACCGUUCAUCCCCAACCGCUGGUUCUCCGACCCUACACUGUCUGCCCUGGUGAAACUGAUGAAGGAGUGUUGGUACCAGAACCCCUCGGCUCGCCUCACAGCCCUACGCAUCAAAAAGACCCUGAACAAGAUCCAUAGCUCCCUGGAGAAAGGAAAGAAGUCGUGAGGAAAGGAAAGAAGUCGUGAGGAAAGGAAAGAGGAGGAGA